AUGCAAAGCUCAAGUUUACAGACGAAGAUGGCGAACAAGCAGAGCAAAACGUCUUGCCGUCGUGUGUUCGGCAUGCUAAGCCGUAUGCAAGUGAAUGGAGCCACCUAUCCGUAUUCAAUUGCUCAAGCAACUCAGACCAUAGAGUGGAAACGACAAGGCGCACGCUCACGUCUCCAAACCGUCGCAGACUUGCCAUCUGCCUUUGUCUCGUCUUUAGACGCCGCUGAGACGCGCGAGUAUGAGCGUCAGAGCUCUUUCCACGGCCAUAAACAAAGCUUUGUUAUGCUUGUACGUGAAGUAUACGCUAUGCUGGAUAGUAUGACACAGGACCGUCGCAAGCUUCGGCUCUUAUUGCAGGAAUUGAUUCAGAGACUUCUAGACCCGAAUGGAGCCCACGUAGAAGACGGAGACCGCGGACAAAUGGAUGGAGCUACAGGAAGACAUGUAGCUACUGAGCGUGAGACAUUCCUUCGAAUUGGUGGUGACGAGUGUCUGCUGCGUGUGCUACACUCGCUCCGUCUGGAAGAUCAGAUGAUGCUUCAGGCCGCAGAAAAGCAGCCACCGCUUUGGUCUACGCUCGUGCUGGAUGGAGCGCGUCGACAGAAGCAUGGAAUGAGUCCGCGAAGUGACGUAAGAGCGCUCUGGGAGACGCCUGUACCGAUUGUUGUGUCACCAGGCAAGAAUGGGACCGAUGCGUCGUUAAGAAAACACAUUCUGAACGAUACGAUGGCCAUUUUGAGAGAGCUGUGCUACUUUUCGGUUAAUUUGGCCAUUCAGCUUUGUGACAAGGACGGCUUGAUCGUGUAUCUGUUCCAGCUCAUGGGCGACGCUAGAUUUUUUGAUAACGCAUCUGGGCUCGUCGAAGAAGUUCUCGCUGUGAGGGAAGAAUCGUUUGACCUCAGUCGCGUUCCCAGCUUUCACGCGAUUAUGCAGUCUCUUUCAUCAAGGCAGUUGGCAUUUUUCUGUAGAAUAUUGGCUCUAGUUGUGUUUGAACCGGAGGACCGACGACUUUUGGAGACUGCCAAGGUUAUCAAGUCGCUGGAAUUGCUGAAACUCCGCCGCAAUCGCGCGAUGCGUGCUGACAAUAUUGUGGACCGUAAUCAUGCGCUUAUUUUCAAUUCGCCACUGAUUUUGCAGCGAUUAUUGCGGGUAUUGCAAGUGCAGAAUUUAUACUUUGCACUCAACCCAGUGUACGAGCCUUUUUCGUCAGAGCUGGCUACUUCUGCUGAGUUUGCUACUCUACUCUAUCGGACAAGUGAUCGCAGCGACUGGGACAUGAUUGAUCGUCUUGUGACUCAUCCAACGUUUGGCUCUUCAGGAGACCUUACAAUGUUUCACAGGCAUUAUGAAGCAAGAGGUGUUGCUAUGACAGCUGCAGCUGGAGACGAUCCUGACUCGACUUCGUCUUCGUAUCCACCGCAACAGUCGUUCUCUGUGGAAACAGCUAUCCUGCGAGAUCUGAUUUUUCGUAGUCGGUCACCAGACGAACGUGCGCGGGAGGACGCUGAGGCUCAGGUUAUUAUGAAGUCUGUCGUGCUGGCUCCGUACCGCGUCGAGGUGCUUUUCGUACUUUGCACCUUGUUGAAUGGCAAACGCAAGGUUGACUUUCAGGAACGACUUGCAGAAAUGGGAUUUGUCAAAACACUCAACACAAUGUUUGACAAGUUUCAGUGGACCACAACAGUGCCACUUGAUCCAGCUCAUGAGCCGUUGCAUGGCCCAGGUUGUGACUGCAGCUUGGACGCAUCGUUGAAGAUUCAAUUUCUCCGAUUAAUUCACAAUUUUUGCGACCGCGACUACAACGACAACACUAGCAAGCUGUUGUUGCUCAGUGAGCACGAGGUUCAGUUGAUGAAUGAUGGUGGUUCCACACCUAUCAGCCUUGAUCAUUCAGACAAGGGUUUAUUGUCGAAGAUCAUUCACGCGCUUAUUGAGCAGCCGGUGGACUCAAUUUAUCGUUUCUGGCUGGCAUCUUGCGUGGAAGCAUUUUUACGGCGUGCAGCUCCUAAUGAACAGCUUUUCAUAGCACGCACACCAUUGCUACAUGCAUUGAUUAGUGAGAUUCUUGGUGGAGGUGCCUACCGCUCACAAGGCAGUUUUCAGUCGGCAUUUGAUUUACUUGGAGAGAUGACUAAGUGCAACUGGCAGACAUUGCAGCUGUUCCACGGGCUCUUGAACAAUACUCAAUUUGCGACAUUUAUGGAAGUGGUGAUAUUAAAUUUGGUAGACUCAAACGUGUUUGUUCGAUCGAUGCUUCUAUCUUCGGAGAAGUUUGCUAAGCAGCCUAAAAGUGGAACAUGUGAUCUAGCGAAUAAUUGCGAAAUGGACCGAAUGAGCGAGUUUCUGACAAUGAAUUUGGUGCGCCUGCUGCGUGAUCUCAUGACUAUCGUCACAAUGGAUGAUAUCAAUCACGAGAACAUAUGCUGUUUGAACACAGCCAUUGUUAUUCUUGUCUUUCAGCAUCGUCGGGAGCGGUUGCCGGCUAUUAUAAAGGCACUACGUGACCACGAGGAUGUAUCAGGCAAGCAAGGCUACGUUUGUGAUAAUUUCCGUGGCUUACUGUGGUUUUGGAUCCAGUAUUACACACCACGUGGCCGAGACCGUUUAGGUUUGGAGCACUCUAGCGAAGUCAAGUUUGAAGAGUGGCGACAUGUUGUAUCAUUGCUUUGUGCUGACGAUGGAUCUGAGACUGCCUUGCUCCCGACUUCAGCGCGCCUGCCGUUGUCGCCUUAUUCGCGACUGUAUGCUACCUCUCGCGAAAGGAGCACCUAA
Molecule: messenger RNA, 2772 nt
Organism: Peronospora belbahrii
Lineage: Eukaryota; Oomycota; Peronosporomycetes; Peronosporales; Peronosporaceae
Source: the annotation of a GenBank genome assembly